Messenger RNA from Hylaeus anthracinus, 3391 nucleotides. It is a transcript of the gene Psi, whose product is annotated as far upstream element-binding protein 3. The record is from RefSeq and is a predicted model, not a curated record. Gene Ontology annotation, molecular function: mRNA binding. The transcript has 14 exons. Lineage: Eukaryota; Metazoa; Arthropoda; Insecta; Hymenoptera; Colletidae. Gene Ontology annotation, biological process: regulation of DNA-templated transcription. Bases 224 to 2497 code for a protein of 757 amino acids. Gene Ontology annotation, cellular component: nucleus; cytoplasm.
CUGUACCGUUCCUUCUGUGAAAGCACAGUUCUUUCACUCGUAAACCUCUGCUUUGUACUAUUGUGUACUUUUAAACCAGAGCGUUGUAAUAUUUGUAUUUUGUGUGAAAUACGUUCGAAGCAUUAAAUAUUAGCGUGAAUUUACAUAGAACGAAUUGUUAAUAACAAUUCCCAGAAAGAAAUAUUGUAAUAGUUCCACUCGUAUUGCUGCUUCAUGUUCCAUCAUGAGUGACUAUUCAGCGGUUGCUCCGCCUCAAAAUUUUAGCCAAAGCUCCGCGUUUGCGGCGGCUUUGCAACGUGCAAAACAAAUAGCUGCUAAGAUUAAUCCUGCUGGUGCUCAAAAUAAUCAAGAUGCCAAGUUAAAGCGUCCUCUUGAAGACGGCUCAGUUAUCCUUCCAGAACCAGAAGCAAAGAAAAUGGCAUCGUUAGUAGCAGAUCCUUUAAUUGGACUUCGUGGUCCACCAGGAAGUAAUUCAUUAGGAGAUUCAAGUAGUCAAGGUGGAAGAUCAGGACCAACAGGAUCAUCCUCAGGACCAAUUGGGAAUGUAGGAGGUAUUUGUAAUGAAGAUAUCAGAGUUCCAGAUAAAAUGGUUGGUUUGAUAAUUGGCAGAGGUGGAGAACAAAUAACAAGAUUGCAAAGCGAAACAGGAUGUAAGAUACAGAUGGCACCAGAAAGUGGUGGGCUACCUGAACGUGUUUGCACAUUAACUGGCUCACGAGAAGCUGUCAAUCGAGCUAAAGAAUUGGUACUAUCAAUUGUCAAUCAGAGAAGUAGAACUGAAGGAAUUGGCGAUAUGAAUAUGAGUGGGAAUAAUAGUGGUAUGAUGGGACAUCCCGGAUUUGUCGAAAUAAUGAUUCCUGGGCCUAAAGUUGGUUUAAUUAUUGGAAAAGGGGGAGAAACGAUAAAACAACUUCAAGAGAAAUCUGGAGCUAAGAUGGUUGUUAUUCAAGAAGGACCUUCUCAAGAACAAGAAAAACCUUUGAGGAUAACGGGUGAUCCACAAAAAGUUGAAUAUGCCAAACAAUUAGUAUAUGAAUUAAUAGCUGAAAAAGAAAUGCAAAUGUUUCAUAGAGGUGCAAGAACUAGCGAUAGGAGCGGAAGUUAUUCAAAUGAUAGCAGUUUCAAUCAUGGUUCUGGAGGUGGCGGCGGCGGUAGCGGCGGCGGUGGUGGAGGUGGUGGUGGAACCACCGAUGGAGUAGAGGUACUUGUUCCGAGAGCAGCGGUAGGCGUUGUCAUUGGUAAAGGAGGAGACAUGAUAAAAAAAAUACAGGCGGAAACUGGUGCAAGAGUUCAGUUCCAACAGGGAAGAGAAGAUGGUCCCGGAGAUAGAAAAUGUAUAUUAUCUGGGAAACAUCAAGCUGUAGAACAAGUUCGUCAACGCAUUCAAGAACUCAUUGACAGUGUAAUGAGAAGAGAUGAUGGUAGAGGUAACAUGGGAGCAAGAAGUGGUGGUCCGCGAGGCAAUGGAUUUGGCGGCAAUCGUAAUCCAAAUGAAUACGGAGGUUGGGACAGACGUCAGGGAGGACCUAUGCAAGAUAAAGUAGAAACAACAUUUACUGUCUUAUCGUCAAAGUGUGGUAUUAUUAUUGGAAAAGGCGGCGAAACUAUUAAGCAAAUAAAUCAACAAACUGGGGCUCACUGUGAAUUGGAUAGAAGAAAUCAAAGUAAUGAAAAUGAGAAAAUUUUCAUAAUUCGUGGCAAUCCUGAGCAAGUUGAACAUGCAAAAAGAAUAUUUAGUGAAAAAUUAGGCAUGGCACCGGCUAACCCAUCGUUUACUGGCGCACAAGGGGCAAUCGGAUAUAACCCAACCUGGAAUACUGGAACAGCUUAUCAAGCAUGGCCAAAUCAACCUCAAACAACCGAUACAAAUGCAGGCAACCAAGCACCUGUUCAAGUAAAUCCACAAACAGGACAACCGGAUUAUAGUGCGCAAUGGGCGGAAUAUUACAGAUCGCUCGGUAUGCAUAGAGAAGCAGAUAUGAUCGAGCAACAAGCGAAACAAGGAAAACAGGAUCACAAUCCACCAACAGGGAAUCCUCCGAAUCAACCUAACCCUACAACAGCUGGUAAUUCUGGACCAGCUCCACAACAGCAACAACCUCAACAACCACAGCAAACGGGAGCUACUCAAAAUGGAGGUCAAGCCGACUACAGUGCACAAUGGGCAGAAUACUAUAGAAGUAUUGGUAAAAUAAAAGAAGCAGAAGCUAUAGAAGCUCAAAUGAAAGCGGGAAAGUUGGGAAUGCAGAACAAUCAAAUGGCUCAACAACAAAUGCAACAGAGCAUGCAAGGUCAAUCAGGUCCACCGGGCGGUGCUCCUAACGCGUUUCCACAAACUUAUGGUAGUUAUCCAACAAUAAAUCCUGGUUCAACUCCGACGGGGUAUUACGCAGCAGGGGCUGGAUCUGCCACCCAACCACAAGCUGGUCAACAAAAUCCAUCUUUCCCCGGGGGCUAUCAGAACUAUCCUUAUUCGCAAACGAAUACAGAAAGUUAAACUUCCAUCAAGGAAAACAUAAACUUCGUGAAUUAAAACGGGCAGUGGUUUGGUAUAACUUUAAGUAACGGACAAUUUACUACCAAUUGUUUAUUAACAAUUGUUCACUGUGUCUAUCAAGUCUUACGUAUCGUUUCGUAAAAUUUGAAUAAGCGUAACUAAAAAGUUUGUAAUAUGAAUAGUAUCUUAAACGUAAAUAUUUAAGUUAAAGAAAAUAGUUCUCUUUUUGUUUUAUAUUACAGCAUGUACGUAACAGAAUUUAUAUUUACAUCUAUGUAUUUCAAGAGUAUGUUUUUUUAUGUAUCAAUUACAAUUCAUAAUCGAAGUAAGUAAAAAUAAACAGUACUUGGUUUUUUUUCAACUACUAUCAAAGGUUGUUUGUAAGUAAUCAAUUCAUUUUGUAUUAUGUAUUAAUAACAAAAUUUAAAUAUAAUUGCAAGGACUAAAUUUUGUACAGAAUGUUUUUAAAAAUUACAUUAUAACAUACAUUAUAUUUUUCGAAUUAUAACAAUGAAUAAAGAGUAAUGAAAAUGUUUCAGGCACAACGGAACUUACCAUUGCUUCUAACGAAGAAAAUCAAUUGGUAGGUAUAAAUAUGUUUGUAAUAUUUUAUACAUUAUAUUACUUUCAGCAUUCGUAGAAAGGGAGAAAUAGGGUCGUAAGGAAAGGUUUGUAAAAGUAUGAAUUUUUAACAGGAUGGUAGAAAUCUUUUUUCAAUAAAUUUUUUAAUUGUCUUUAGAAUAUAUUUUAUUUGGCUUAUGUAUUUUAAAUAUGUUAUUCUGUUUUAUAUUAACAUGUGUUGCAAGUAAAUUCGCUUUGUACAUAUGUACAUACGACUUAUUGAAAGCUAUUACAUGUAUUAUGUAUAUCAAAUACGAAUUCAUUUAUUUUGAU